This is a messenger RNA of Dromaius novaehollandiae (emu), 5987 nucleotides long. It is a transcript of the gene SOS1, whose product is annotated as SOS Ras/Rac guanine nucleotide exchange factor 1. Gene Ontology annotation, molecular function: protein heterodimerization activity; guanyl-nucleotide exchange factor activity. The record is from RefSeq and is a predicted model, not a curated record. The coding region runs from base 997 to 4890 and encodes 1297 amino acids. Gene Ontology annotation, biological process: positive regulation of GTPase activity; Ras protein signal transduction. Gene Ontology annotation, cellular component: plasma membrane. NCBI's taxonomy places the organism in Eukaryota, Metazoa, Chordata, Aves, Casuariiformes, Dromaiidae. The transcript is spliced from 22 exons.
GUGUUCCUCGCCGGGGAGGCUUCGUUAGGACGGAGCGGGGAGCCCUGCUCCCUCGGGAGGGUGCAGCUGGGGUCUGCGGCGUGGAGGGAGUUUAUCUGGCGGAGGGGAAAAUCGUCGGGGCUGCCUCUCCGCUGCUGUAGUCAGCGUUCAGAAAGCAGGAGACUUAAAAUUAGCAGGAGGCUUCAGGCGCUCUUGCUUGAACCGGCUGCAGAUCGCAGGGCUCGAUCCGCACUCUUCAGGCGUACGCAGCAGCGUUUUGCAAGUCCGUUUGCUUAUAGUGAUUAACCGCAACUUUUGCGCCGAAGACUUGCGCCCAGGGCUAGCUGAACUGUUGUUCCCCGGCACAGACUGGAAGUCUCGAGUGUUGCAGUUGUACCCGUUCAGUAUUUCUUCCUAAUUUCCUCUUGCACCGCAUUGCCUCACGUUUUUCUGGGCAUGCUCUUUGAGAUCUCCAGCUCUGUGUGGUUUCAUCCAGUUCUUGGGAGUCUUCUUACUUGUCUCAUCCAUAGCAUAUGCUGUUAAUGUCUUAUCCGUGAUCAUUAGUCACUCUUCUGAAACUAAGCUUCGAGGCUAAGCGUUUGACCCAGGCUAACUCUGCUUCCUACGGUGCUUUUAAGCACUUGAACAGCCAGUCAGCUGAAGCUUGGUUGGAACCUGGAGCUACCAAGGUCUGAACCCAGAAGAGCUUGUUUCUUUGGUGGGUGGGUUAUUCCCUGGUUCAGCAAAGGUUUGUCAAGUUUGGAACAAAGCUCGGUGCUAAGUACUGGAGGAAAAGAGCGAGGAUGCAAAGGCAAAUAUGAGUUGAGAUGCUGGAAUUACUUGCUACAUUUGAAGCACUAGAUCUCAUCCCAGUGAACAAGCCAUUCGUGGAGCCGCUUUGGAUUAAAGAUCCUUGCUGAAGGAGCUGGAUGAACACUUUGGGGGAAAAAGGAGACCAGGAAUUCUGGAGUCAGAAGUCAACAGUCAGAGAAGGCCAACGAUGACGAGUUACGAAGGAUGACAGACUGGCCACGCAAGGUUCAGGUGCAAGUCCAUCCCAAGCUUUCCUCUACUGAAGAUGCUUUACAGUAUGUCGAGGAGUUAAUUCUCCAGUUGUUAAAUAUGUUGUGUCAAGCCCAGCCAAGAAGUUUUCUGGAUGUAGAGGAUCGUGUUCAAAAAAGCUUUCCCCAUCCUAUUGAUAAAUGGGCAAUAGCUGAUGCCCAGUCUGCUAUUGAGAAGAGGAAACGAAGAAAUCCGUUGUCUCUCCCGGUAGAAAAAAUCCAUCCUUUAUUAAAGGAAGUUCUAGGCUACAAAAUUGACCACCAAGUAUCUGUUUACAUAGUGGCAGUAUUAGAAUACAUUUCUGCAGACAUCUUAAAAUUGGUUGGGAAUUAUGUGCGGAAUAUAAGGCAUUAUGAGAUUACAAAACAAGAUAUUAAAGUGGCAAUGUGUGCUGAUAAGGUGUUGAUGGAUAUGUUCCAUCAAGAUGUAGAAGAUUUAAGUGCACUAACUUUAUCUGAUGAGGAACCCUCCACCUCAGGGGAGCAAACCUAUUAUGACCUAGUGAAGUCAUUUAUGGCAGAAGUUCGACAAUAUAUAAGGGAACUAAACCUCAUUAUCAGAGUUUUUAGAGAGCCAUAUGCCUCCAAUUCCAAAUUAUUUUCAUCUCAUGAUGUGGAAAAUAUAUUUAGUCGUAUAUCAGACAUUCAUGAACUUAGUGUGAAGUUAUUGGGCCAUAUAGAAGACACUGUUGAAAUGACAGAUGAAGGUAGUCCUCAUCCGUUAGUAGGCAGCUGUUUUGAAGACAUGGCCGAGGAGCUAGCGUUUGAUCCAUACGAAUCAUAUGCACAAGAUAUUUUGCGACCUGGUUUUCAUGAUCAUUUUCUAAGUCAAUUAUCAAAGCCAGGAGCAGCGUUUUAUUUACAGUCGAUAGGUGAAGGCUUUAAAGAAGCUGUUCAAUAUGUUCUACCCCGGCUGCUCCUUGCCCCUGUUUACCACUGUCUUCAUUAUUUUGAACUGCUAAAACAAUUAGAAGAAAAGAGUGAGGAUGAAGAGGAUAAAGAGUGCUUAAAGCAAGCAAUAACUGCCCUACUGAAUCUUCAAAGCAGUAUGGAAAGGAUAUGCUCCAAAAGUCUUGCAAAACGAAGGCUUAGUGAAUCUGCAUGCCGAUUCUAUACUCAGCAGAUGAAGGGGAAACAGCUAGCGAUUAAGAAAAUGAAUGAAAUCCAGAAAAAUAUUGAUGGUUGGGAGGGUAAGGACAUUGGACAAUGCUGUAACGAGUUCAUCAUGGAAGGAACGCUCACACGUGUAGGAGCAAAGCAUGAGAGACACAUAUUUCUGUUUGAUGGCUUGAUGAUUUGCUGUAAGUCAAAUCAUGGCCAGCCAAGACUUCCUGGUGCUAGCAAUGCAGAAUAUCGUCUAAAAGAAAAGUUCUUUAUGCGAAAGGUACAAAUCAACGAUAAGGACGACACUAACGAGUACAGGCAUGCUUUCGAAAUCAUCUUAAAAGAUGAGAACAGUGUUAUUUUUGCUGCUAAAUCGGCUGAGGAGAAAAACAACUGGAUGGCAGCAUUGAUAUCGUUGCAAUACAGAAGCACCCUGGAAAGAAUGUUGGAUGUGACAAUGUUACAGGAGGAAAAAGAGGAGCAGAUGAGAUUUCCAAAUCCUGAGCUUUAUAGGUUUGCAGAACCAGACUCUGAAGAGAAUAUCGUGUUCGAAGAAAACAUGCAGCCCAAGUCUGGAAUCCCUAUCAUCAAGGCUGGGACUGUUGUCAAGCUCAUUGAGAGGCUGACUUACCACAUGUACGCAGACCCCAACUUUGUUAGGACUUUUCUAACGACAUAUAGAUCCUUCUGUAAACCACAAGAGUUGCUGAGUCUGCUGAUAGAAAGAUUUGAAAUUCCAGAGCCUGAGCCAACAGAAGCUGAUCGUAUCGCUAUGGAGAAUGGAGACCAGCCUCUUAGUGCCGAGCUAAAAAGGUUUAGGAAAGAGUACAUACAGCCUGUGCAGCUACGAGUGUUAAAUGUAUGUCGACACUGGGUAGAGCACCACUUCUAUGACUUUGAAAGAGAUGCUGAUCUUCUGCAACGUUUGGAGGAAUUCAUUGGAACAGUAAGAGGCAAAGCAAUGAAGAAAUGGGUUGAAUCAAUCACAAAGAUAAUCAACCGGAAAAAGCAGGCACAAGCCAUUGGGCCGAGUCACAACAUUACUUUUGAAAGCCCACCGCCGGCGAUUGAGUGGCACAUAAGCAAACCAGGACACACAGAGACUUUUGACUUGCUCACUUUGCAUCCAAUAGAAAUUGCUCGGCAGCUCACUUUACUUGAGUCAGAUUUUUACAGGGCUGUGCAGCCAUCUGAACUAGUUGGAAGUGUGUGGACAAAGGAAGAUAAAGAAAUUAAUUCUCCUAACCUUCUCAAAAUGAUAAGGCAUACAACUAACCUCACUUUGUGGUUUGAAAAGUGCAUUGUAGAAACGGAGAACCUAGAGGAAAGAGUAAUUGUAGUGAGCCGGAUAAUUGAGAUCCUGCAAGUUUUUCAAGAGCUAAACAACUUUAAUGGUGUCCUUGAGAUUGUCAGUGCUAUGAACUCUGCAGCAGUGUAUAGGUUGGAUCACACAUUUGAGCAAAUUCCAAGUCGCCAGAAGAAGAUUUUAGAAGAAGCUUAUGAACUGAGUGAGGAUCACUAUAAGAAAUACUUGGCAAAACUCAGGUCCAUUAAUCCUCCUUGUGUGCCUUUUUUUGGAAUUUACUUAACUAACAUUUUGAAAACAGAAGAAGGCAACCCUGAAUUUCUGAAGCGACAUGGGAAAGAGCUUAUAAACUUCAGCAAGAGAAGAAAGGUAGCUGAAAUAACAGGAGAGAUUCAGCAGUACCAGAACCAGCCAUAUUGUUUAAGAGUAGAAUUUGACAUCAGAAGAUUUUUUGAAAACCUGAACCCAAUGGGAAACAGCGUGGAGACAGAAUUUACAGAUUAUUUGUUCAACAAGUCACUAGAAAUAGAGCCACGAAAUGUCAAGCCUCCACCAAGAUUUCCUAAAAAGUACAGCUAUCCUCUCAAGUCCCCGGGAGUUCGUCCAUCUAAUCCAAGGCCAGGUACCAUGCGACACCCUACACCCCUGCAACAGGAGCCAAGGAAAAUUAGUUACAGCCGCAUCCCGGAGAGCGAAACCGAAACUACAGCAUCUGCACCAAACUCUCCACGAACACCUUUGACCCCACCCCCUGCUUCUGCUACUUCUAGUACUACAGAUGCCUGCAGUGUGUUCGACUCAGAUCCUUCAAGUCCUUUUCAUGCAAGAUCUGCUUCCGUGUCAUCCAUAAACUUUACCAAAAGUUCAGAUGAAGCUCCUGUUCCCCCUCCAGUUCCUCCACGAAGAAGACCAGAGUCUGCCCCAGCUGAAUCCUCCCCAUCAAAAAUUACUUCUGCGCACCUGGACAGCCCACCAGCAAUCCCUCCUAGACAACCAACCUCUAAAGUGUAUUCACCAAGGUACUCAGUGCCUGACCGGACCUGCAUCUCUGACCCCCCUGAAAGCCCUCCUGUGUUACCGCCACGAGAACCUGUGCGAACUCCAGAUGUUUUCUCUAGCUCACCACUACACCUCCAACCUCCACCGUUGGGGAGAAAGAGUGAACUCGGUAACACCUUUUUCCCAAAUAGUCCCUCUCCAUUUACUCCCCCUCCCCCUCAGACACCUUCUCCACAUGUAGCAAGGAGGCAUCUUCCAUCACCACCUUUGAUACCACAAGACGUGGACCUCCAUUCUGUUGCUGGACCACCCGUUCCUCCACGACAAAGCACUUCUCAACAUAUCCCAAAGCUUCCUCCAAAAACUUACAAAAGGGAGCACACACACCCAUCGAUGCAUCGAGACGGACCGCCUUUGCUGGAGAACGCCCACUCCUCCUGAACUGUCCCUUGCGCUGGGAGUCACAUUUUCCUGGUGCUACGUCUGUUGCUGGCAAUGGAUGCACUGAACCUGGUGGUGCCAAGGAGUUGGGAUGUGUAUGCCAAACACUAAAAACUUUCCAAUAGAUUGGAAAUGCAGUGUACAGAAAUGGAAUCGCAAAAGCGGACGUUGUAGUGGAAAAACCGGUUAACUUGCUGUUCCUCUUUUCGUAUGCAGGACAUUGUUCUAAAGUAAUCGGACAACUGAUUGUACCAGAAAACAGACUUGAGGGACUUCUUUGGCCAAUGUGCAGACUGUGUUUGUGUAAUGAGCUCUAAUAUCCAGUACAGGAAGGAAAACAGUCUGGUAUCCAUCAGUUCCAUACAGUGGCACAGUUUUUGGAAUGAAAACAUUAUGCACUUUUUUUAAAUCUCAAACAGGGAACUUUAUAUCCUUCUUAAUUUUCCUUUGCUUUACUCCCUGCUUUAAAAUACUUUCCUAAAUUUAUGAGAAGGACUGUGAGGAAGAUCUGUGGUACCUAACCGAGUUAGAAUUAAAGCAUAGCACUGUAUUGCGGUCCUGUUUACAAGUUGUUACAAUGAGUAGUAGGGGGUACCUAGGCUUCACCAAAGAGGUACUUUAUUAUUUUUUUCUGAAAUAUUAUGGUGCCAGUUCAAAAUAAAUUUUUGCCGGGAAGCAUAAUGUCUAAUUAUUGCUUUCUUUAGAUAGAGCAGAUGAAAGUCUUACAUCAUUAAGAUGACAGCAAAAUUUAAGAAAAAAGCAGCACUAUCACCUGAAGUAAAUAUACUACUACAUUUAGAAGACUGUUAAUCUCUGCUAGGUUAUGUCACGUUCUUUUUAAGGUUUACUGAUAAUCCAUUUCAUGGCUAGUAGCUAUUCUUCUUCAGUCAUGCCAUGAAAACAGUCACUUGUGAAAAGGAGCACUCACCGGCCAACUUCCAUAGCUAUUGUCAUGUUUUACUAACAAUAGGUUAAUCAGCAUACAUAGAAUUGCCUUGCAGUUGCAGAAAUCAUGUGUAUAUAGUGAAUGUUGCAUAAAUAUACUUGCAGAUUGUUUUUAAUUUAAUUGAAAUAAAGAUACAGAUAUGUUUGGCUGA